AUGCUUAUGACACAUUUUACAACAGACAAGUGCAUAAAGUGUAAGUACACCGAUUGUGUAGAAGUCUGUCCAGUUGACUGCUUUUAUGAAGGCAAGAAUAUGCUUAUAAUUAAUCCUGAUGAGUGUAUUGACUGUGGUGUUUGCAUACCUGAAUGCCCAGUAGAAGCAAUUGUAACUGAUGAUUCAGUAAAAGAUAUUCUAGAUAUAGAUGAAGAGUCGCUUACCAACGAGCAAAAGAUCUUUAAGUUGUUUUAUAAUAUCAACAAAGAAUAUUCACAGAAAUGGCCAAAUAUUACAGCUAAAAAGGAACCACUAGAUACAGCCGAAGAAUAUAAACACAAAAAUGAUAAGUCAAAAUAUUUUAUAGAGAAUGAAGAAUAA
Molecule: messenger RNA, 381 nt
Organism: Rhagoletis zephyria (snowberry fruit fly)
Lineage: Eukaryota; Metazoa; Arthropoda; Insecta; Diptera; Tephritidae
Product: ferredoxin-1-like
Molecular function (GO): electron transfer activity
Source: RefSeq, a predicted model, not a curated record